AUGAAAACUUACAUAUAAUCACAUUAAGAGUAUUAGUCAAGGGAAGUUGAUUUAAUUGAAUAAUUUAAUAGUUCUUAUUAACCUUAUCUCUAUACUUACAUUCGAUAUAGCAAAAUCUUAAUAUUAUUUUUAAAGAAACACAAAACAAGUUUUAUAAAGUUAAUAUCUGAUUGUUUUAUUUCUAGGAAAUAAUAUUUUAAUAUUCAGAUUCUGUUAAAUAAAAAGGUUAUCUUAAGAUAUUCCCUUUAAUGGUUAAUUCAUUGAAAAAUUUGCAUUUUUAAUAAAUUAUUCAUAGAGAUCUUAAACCAGACAAUAAUAUUAUGUUUGAUUUUUAAAAUUAAAUAAAUAAUAUAGAUGAUCUUCUUUAAACAGAGAUCACUUGUGUAAUAAUUGAUUAUGAUAGAUCCAAAAGUUUAGGAUAUUUAGGUGAAUAAAUCAAAACUAGAUAUGUAUGUAAUACAAUGUUUAAACCUCCUAUAGGAUCAAAAAUAUUCAUAUUCAUAUGAUAUAUGGCAAAUGUGAUACAUAUGGUUAUUUUCAUUAAAAUUAGAAUUCGUAACAGCACCUAAGAAAUUUGACUCAAAUAUUCAAUUACAAAAAUUGUGUUAACUAAAAAAUACCAAUUACAACUAAUUUAUUGAGGAGGCGAAAAAACUUUAAAAUCACAUAUAAAUUCAUAAUGAUCUUAAUUUAUUAAUUUUUAAAAUGAUAGAAUUAGAAC
This is a messenger RNA of Paramecium sonneborni, 721 nucleotides long. The record is from the annotation of a GenBank genome assembly. Lineage: Eukaryota; Ciliophora; Oligohymenophorea; Peniculida; Parameciidae.